This is a messenger RNA of Dufourea novaeangliae, 853 nucleotides long. Its product is annotated as enhancer of split m7 protein-like. Gene Ontology annotation, biological process: regulation of neurogenesis; regulation of transcription by RNA polymerase II; anterior/posterior pattern specification. The coding region runs from base 230 to 853 and encodes 207 amino acids. Gene Ontology annotation, molecular function: protein dimerization activity; RNA polymerase II cis-regulatory region sequence-specific DNA binding; DNA-binding transcription factor activity, RNA polymerase II-specific. Lineage: Eukaryota; Metazoa; Arthropoda; Insecta; Hymenoptera; Halictidae. The record is from RefSeq and is a predicted model, not a curated record. Gene Ontology annotation, cellular component: nucleus. The transcript is spliced from 2 exons.
AGUUCGAGCUGGAGACGCAUCAGAGAUACAAGUCGAUACGUUUCCGUCGAAUCGAGCGAACAACCAACAGUUACGAAAACACUGUAAAACGCCAAACUCUGUGUGACAUUUAAGGGACAUUCAACGACAAGUGUGAUUAUCGCGACAAACCGGACGGAUCGUUCGUAAUCAGUGAAGUUUUCUCGUUAACGGUGUGUAAAGAUAACCCCCCUCGACCAAAGGAUUAACCAUGCAGAUGCACGAGCAGAUCAUGAUGGUCGAUGGACAGGAGCAGCCGAUCUCCAGGACAUAUCAGUACAGAAAGGUGAUGAAACCUAUGCUGGAACGCAAACGUAGAGCACGCAUCAAUCGAUGCUUGGACGAGCUCAAGGACUUGAUGGUGACAGCUCUGGCCGGCGACGGCGAGAACGUGGCGAAGCUGGAGAAGGCCGAUAUUCUAGAGCUGACCGUCCGUCAUCUCCACAAGCUCCAAAGACAGCAACGGCUUUCCGCGAAUCCGGUGAUCGACGCGGACCGUUUCAGAGCCGGGUACACGCAUUGCGCCAACGAAGUCAGCCGUUGCUUAGCCGCCACUCCCGGCGUCGACGUCGCUCUGGGAACCAAACUGAUGACCCAUUUGGGUCACAAACUGAACGCCAUGGACAAAACCGGCCCGUUGACCAUCCACGUGACCGCGCCACAAUCCUCGCCAUCCUCGAGCAGCGAUCUCAGCUCCGACGAAUACUCGAUGCCACUGACACCGGCAUCCAGCCAACCAUCCCCGGUCCGAACGGAAAUCGAAACCAUGUCUCAAAGCCACCAAGGUCUUCUGCAGGUCGCUAAACCUAACGAGCCUAUCUGGAGACCGUGGUAA